AUGUCUUUUAUUACAGGUGAUCAUAUAAGUAGAGCAAAUAUUUUAUCUCAAGAUUUUUUACUUUAUAUAACUCAUAUAGAAGAAUCAAUUAAUGACAUUGAGGAGUCUGACGAAAAAAAAAUUAUAAAUGAAUGGCUUCUAAUGAUAUUAAAAGAGCCUCGCUUAAAUAUAGCUAAGGCAAGGAUCCGAAACAUGGCCUUGUCUCAGUUGUUGUUUGAUAUAGACCAAAAUAAAUUGAGACAUCCAUUUAAUGAGAGACCGACAAAACAUGCAUAUAAUGAACUUAGGAAAAAAUUAAUUUUUUUAUUAGAAGGAAAACAGAUUCAUGAGUCAUUAAAUGAAACUGAGUCAUUACCUACAAAUAAUUCAGAUUGCGAAAUUUUAAAUCAAGAAUUGGUUUUGGAUGAAUUUUUAGGACAUUCGAUAUGUAACGAGGAACGCACUUAUACAGCAAUCAAAUGUUUACCAGAUGGUUCAGGUGUGUUUGGCUACGUUGCAGUUACAGUCGGUGAUGGGGUUGCACAAUGGUUAAACGCCAACGGCCAGCCGAUUAUAACACCUGAACCCUCCCCAAAAUUAUUAACUGUUCAUCAAGCUAAGCAAAAUAAUUGGCAAACAAAUUACUCACAAAUAGAUUUUGAAAUGAGUUGGCUCGAUGUUCUGAAAAAUCGGAGACCACCAGAUUCUCGUGAAAAUUCUAUAGAAUUUUACAGAAAAAUGUAUGAAGCCAUUGCACAGGAAAUGGUUACACAAGACAUACAUAAUGAAAUCUUAUGUCCGAAUCCUGUAGUUGAUCAAUUGCUGAACUAUUUAGUAGAUGACUUAAAAAAUAUAAGAAUAGAUGAUCCACGAGUGUUUAAUAGAGUCAACUUACUCUCAUUAUUGAAAACACAACUAAAAAAUGUUAUCAACAAAAUUGAAAAUCGUUCAGAAACUUUGGAAUGUGCAAUUAAGUCGUCAAAUCUUUCUCGUAUUAUUCAACUUCCUAAAAAAUGUUGUUAUGAUUUAGUUUCUAACGCUAUUUGGAACGAAAUGUCUGAACAACGACCUGGUACCAAGUAUAUGGAUAUUCUUGUAAAGAAUUAUCCAAAAGAAGUUCAUUCAUUAUAUUUAUCAGUAUUGAUACGUCAGAAACAACUAAUAAUAAAAAAUGUUAUUGAAAAAUAUUGUAAGAUAUUAGAUGACAUGUUUGAAGAUUUAGAAAAAGCAAUAUUAUCUAAAUUGUAUAAAUAUAAAAAUGCAAAAAGGGAAUGGUUAUUAGUUCAUCAAAUAAUUAACGAAUAUGUAAAUGAAAGAUUUUAUAAAAAUAAGUUACAUGCAGUUGAUAGCUCAAUAGAUGAAACGACAAAAACCUUUUUUUUAGUAAUUUAUAAUGAAAUGGAAAUGGCCCAAAAAAAAUUAAAGACAAUGAUUAAGAAGAAUAUUGAAAUAGCUGAACAAAUACCAAUAUUAAGGAUUGAAAUUGGAAAAAAAGAACAAAUUCAAAAUUCAAUGAUAAAUGAAUAUGAAGAACAGAUGGAAAAAUUAAAUAAAGAAAUAAAUAAUGAAAAACGUGAUAUCACUGUUCGAGAGCACACUAUUUGCGAGCUUUUAAAUAGAAAAUAGUUUUUAACUUAAAAAUAUUAAUGUCAAUUAAAGCUUAUAAAAAAAUAUUUUUUUAAACUUACUAAAACUAUUAUUUAUUUUCAAAGCAAACGAAUGAUUUUUGUUAUAUGUUAUGUAACUUUUUAUAAUUAUUUUGAUAUAAUUUUUCAAUUCAAAUUUAGAGU
Molecule: messenger RNA, 1769 nt
Organism: Daktulosphaira vitifoliae (grape phylloxera)
Lineage: Eukaryota; Metazoa; Arthropoda; Insecta; Hemiptera; Phylloxeridae
Exons: 7
Coding region: 1-1605 (534 amino acids)
Source: RefSeq, a predicted model, not a curated record